Siniperca chuatsi (mandarin fish) is the source of this 3597-nucleotide messenger RNA. It is a transcript of the gene xkr8.3, whose product is annotated as XK related 8, tandem duplicate 3. NCBI's taxonomy places the organism in Eukaryota, Metazoa, Chordata, Actinopteri, Centrarchiformes, Sinipercidae. Gene Ontology annotation, biological process: apoptotic process involved in development; engulfment of apoptotic cell; phosphatidylserine exposure on apoptotic cell surface. Gene Ontology annotation, cellular component: plasma membrane. Bases 478 to 1740 code for a protein of 420 amino acids. The record is from RefSeq and is a predicted model, not a curated record. The transcript is spliced from 3 exons.
CUUGGUCCUGGUUAAGAAGCUGGAAAGAGGACGAUGAACGAAACAAUUCAUCGACUAAUCGUUUCAGCUCGACUUUCGAACAUGCGGUGCGGUCUUUAAAAGUUAAAGCCUUGACUUCCCGGAUUUUGCGACCUGUCGUGCACGUAUUAUCCGCGGUGGGCGGGGUUAACAACUACACCGACAGGGAUCAUUACAAACACACCAGCUGCUCUUCUAGCUGGCGGUUAUUUCUACCGUUGAGGCUAACACUUCCCACCGCCCCCCAAAAAAACAUGCCUGUUUUAACAUUCCUACUUGGAGCGAGUCCGCACUGUUGCUCAAAUGUGAAAGUGUAGGAAACUUUUUUUUGUCUUUAAUGGGUUGAAGAGUGUGAAGUCGCUUUGGGAGGGAAAUAACGGUACGCAGCGUUAGCCGAGUGUUAGCUUACCAGCAACAGGUUGGUUGCUAACUAAGUUAACUGACUCCGGUAAAACGGUGAUGGAGCGCGCGACCUUUUCGAAAUAUUCCUGGAUCGAUUUCGUCUUCUCUGUGAUCGGAGUGUGUACCUUCUUGGUGGACUGGGGGUCGGACGUGUGGGUGGCCACCGAGUUUUACUGCCGAGGGGACUUUUUCUGGUUCGGGGUGCUGGUCGGCCUCAUGGUCCUGUCAUCUGUCGUGGUCCAGAUGUUCAGCUGGUUCUGGCUUAAGUAUGACCGAGAGCUGCCGUGGUUCAGUGCGCAGACCGGAGGAGGAACCGUGCUCUUCGGGGACCAAGUGAAGCUCUCCUGCCUGUUACAUGUGCUGCAGCUGGGUUUCCUCUGCAGGCACAUCUCUGCCAUACGGCAAGGCUUCAGGGUUUGGUGGAGGAAACAGGAAGGGUCAGAGUACGCAGUUUACCUGACCCAUGACCUCAGCAUGCUCCGGCUUAUCGAGACUUUCUGCGAGAGUGCUCCUCAGCUCACCCUGAUGAUUUAUGUCAUGCUGCGCACAAACAAGGCCAGGACGGUUCAGUUUGUGAGCAUCGCUGCAUCAACCACUUCCAUAGCCUGGAUGGUGGUGGAUUACCACCGCUCCCUGCGCUCCUUUCUCCCAGAUAAGGCCAAGCAGGGCUGGUGUUCCUCCUUAAUCUACUUCCUGUGGAACCUGCUGCUAAUCGCCCCACGUGUGGCGGCCCUCGCCCUCUUCGCCUCUGUCCUGCCCAGGUACAUCGCUGCCCACUUUCUGAUGCUGUGGUUUGUCUUUGUGCUAUGGGUCUGGCGACAGAGGACAGACUUCAUGGACAGCGUCAGCGGGGAGUGGCUCUACCGGGCCACUGUAGGGCUCAUUUGGUACUUCAGCUGGUUUAACGUAGCAGAGGGUCAGACCAGAGGCCGGAGCAUCAUCUACCAUUCCUUCAUCACCACUGAUGGAGGAAUCCUGCUGGCGACUUGGUGGUGUUACAGGGACCCAGUCCAGACUGAGUCAUACGCCCUCGCUAUGCUCAUCACUCUACCUUUCACCUACCUCCUCGGGCUGCUCUUUAAAGCCCUCUACUACUGCUGCUUCCACCCCAAGCUGUGGAGGCCCCCUAUGAGGGACCCAGGACUGCCUGAUGAUCUGCCUGAUGCAGAAGUGUCCUUUAGAGACUUUUCCAUCCAGGACGGCACCCUGUCCUCCCAGCUUCUCAACAAACGGAUGGCCGGCCAUGCUACUCAUUUUUACUCAGAGCGAGGAGUCAUUGGAAACAUUGAUAGCACAAAUAGAGCGUUAACACAUCUGUGAUGUCUGAUUACUACCGAUAAACGUUACCUUCUUUGCUAGUGACAGAAUGCAACAAUCUCUCUCUAGACUGUCUCCUGUUGUGCUGCAAUUUCACCAGAUGCUCAGUAUGCUAGCCAAAAUACAAACUCAAAAACGGUGCUUUGAACUAAAAGUGGGCAACAUGGUUAAAAUCCUUUUCAUCAGUACAUAUUUUGCGAUAUAGUAAAUUCCUGGAAAAUCAGAUAAUAAUUGAUUUUGACUAAUCUAACAAAUGAAAUGUCUGACAAAUCCAAACUCUUCAUCACAUUGAUGCAAAUACAUAAAAAUAAAGCAGCUGCUCGUUGAUUUGCCACCUUGCCACAAUGGCACUAAUACCACCAUAGAUAUUACAGGGACAUCUGCCACAGUAACAGUAAACAGUAUGGAAACAUCUCUCACUUUUUACAGAUUUAUAUCAUCUCACAGUAUAUUUGUCAUAUUUGUCAACUCUACUCGAAACGGGGGUAAUUUGUUAAGCCAAUUUCUAAACUAACAAAGUGAAGUGUUAGUUUUAUUUGAUGCAUUUUCUACAAAGAAAUUUUUAUUUUGUUGUCUUUACACAUGGGGGGGGGGGUUACCAUAUGGGUUUGUUGUUGUUGUGUGAACACCUUGUAUUUCCAAAAUACAAACUUAUAACCUUGUUGUUUUGACAACAAGGUAAAUAAUAAAUAAUUAAUAUAUAAAAAAAAUACUUUAUCCAUAAUAAGCCCAAGAGGUCUGACAGUUUUCUCAAUUUAUGUAGUUAAUUUCAAAAUUUUAAAGGUCCAGUGUGCAACAUUUAGGAGGAGCUAUUGGCAGAAAUGGAAUAUAAUAUUUAGAAGUAUGUUUUCAUUAGUGUAUAAUCAUCUGAAAAUAAGAAUCGUGUUUUCAUUACCUUAGAAUAAGCCGUUUUUAAUCUACAUAUGGAGUGGGUCCCUUUCCACAGAGGUCACCAUGUUGCACCGCCAUGUUUCUACAGUAGCCCAGAACGGACAAACCAAUCACUGGCUCUAGACUGCGUUUUUUGCGAGUUUUGCGGCCACUGUAGUUUCUCCUACACGCUUGGAAGGGGAGGGUGAGGUGAGCGGUAUUCAAAUGGUUGCAAACUGCAAUUUCACCACUAGAUGCCACUAAAUCCUACACACUGGACCUUUUAAAUUAAUUCACCAAAAUUAGGUUUUUACAUGACAACAAGGGGUAUCUAAAUAUGUGUGUUGUGUUUUCGGGUCGUGUUACAGCUGCUGCUACUGGAACCUAUUGAAGGACUUUGAAUGUAGAUUUGACCAUAAGCUCUCCUUUUAUAAUUUCUAUGUCCUGUUACUGUGCGAAACAGCUGUUUGACAGGGUGUUAGUUUUUAUAAAGAUGAUAUUGAUGGUGUAAAAUAAGUUAAAGUCAAGUGCUAAUUCUUUACAUGUCAACCAAGAAUUGUUACUACAUAUUUAACAACAAACCUUAGUGUUACUUUCACUCACUCAUCCACUGUUUGUUUAGUUUGUUUAAAUGUCACAUGUGCCAGACGUCUCUUGUUUACUUAAUAUUAAUUCAGACAUGACAAUGAUCAAAGCACACUUUUCUGUGGUGAGUAAAACUGUGCUACACUUAAGCAAUCUGCAUUAUUCUAGACAGAGCAUGUUUUAUUUAAAUCUUUCCGGGUGUCCUGGAAGUUAUUUAAAGUCGGUGUUUUGUUUUAUGUGCUCUUUUCACAUGUUAAACCUCUUUCGGUUCAUUGUUUGUUUCUUUGUAGUUAUACUUCUUUGCCACAUACUCUGCUGAAACCAAAAGUCAAGGUCAUUGCUGUUUGUUAAUCUUUUACCUCAUUUGCCAUGUGCAAUCAUUAAAAUGGUAACGAUGGUGUAUUA